CAUCUAAAAUUAACCAAGGAUGAGAAAGGUGUAGAUGUAGACCAAAGCCUGUAUAGAAGCAUGAUAGGGAGCCUACUGUACCUCACAGCAAGCAGGCCUGACAUCACCUUUGCAGUGGGUGUAUGUGCUAGGUACCAAGCUGAGCCAAAGAUGAGCCAUCUUACACAAGUGAAAAGAAUCUUGAAGUAUGUUAAUGCAACUUCUGAUUAUGGAAUAAUGUAUUCCCACACCAACAAUGCUAGGUUGAUGGGAUACUGUGAUGCAGAUUGGGCUGGAUGUGCAGAUGACAGGAAAAGCACCUCUGGAGGAUGUUUUUAUCUAGGAGAAAAUCUUAUCUCAUGGUUUAGCAAGAAACAAAACUGUGUUUCUCUAUCCACUGCAGAGGCUGAGUACAUUGCAGCUGGGAGUAGCUGUUCUCAAUUAUUGUGGAUGAAGCAGAUGCUUAAGGAAUACAAUGUUGAACAGGAUGCUCUAACAUUGUACUGUGACAAUUUAAGCGCCAUAAAUAUUUCAAAAAAUCCUAUUCAGCACAGUAGAACAAAGCAUAUUGACAUUCGUCAUCACUUCAUCAGGGAUUUGGUGGAAGAGAAUAUUGUGAAGUUGGAGCAUGUUGCAACUGAAGAACAGGUAGCUGAUAUUUUUACCAAAGCUUUAGAUGCAAAUCAGUUUGAAAGGCUUAGGGGCAAAUUAGGAAUUUGCCUAUAUGAGGAAUUAUAGCAGUUAAGGCAUUAUGUGCGCGCAACCGUUUUGCUCUCCAAAUUUCAUCAAUUGGCGCACGUAAA
Trifolium pratense (red clover) is the source of this 782-nucleotide messenger RNA. Its product is annotated as secreted RxLR effector protein 161-like. The record is from RefSeq and is a predicted model, not a curated record. Lineage: Eukaryota; Viridiplantae; Streptophyta; Magnoliopsida; Fabales; Fabaceae. The transcript has a single exon. Bases 61 to 717 code for a protein of 218 amino acids.